Messenger RNA from Zerene cesonia (dogface butterfly), 1928 nucleotides. RefSeq names its product band 7 protein AAEL010189. The coding region runs from base 86 to 949 and encodes 287 amino acids. Gene Ontology annotation, cellular component: plasma membrane. NCBI's taxonomy places the organism in Eukaryota, Metazoa, Arthropoda, Insecta, Lepidoptera, Pieridae. The transcript is spliced from 7 exons. The record is from RefSeq and is a predicted model, not a curated record.
CUUGUACUAUACGCGUGCCAGUCGUCGAUAAAUAGCCUUCGGAGUGUUACGUUUAUUGUUAUAACUAUUUAUUAUAUUUUAUCGAAUGACGACGAUAUUGGAAAUGACCAGCCGCCAGAACCUCUAUCCAACGAUAGCGUCUUCUAAUGACGACCACGAUGCCGAAUCGAAAACUUGCGGAAAGAUCCUGGUGGUCCUAUCAUGGAUUCUAGUCAUUGUGACGAUGCCUUUCUCACUUUUUAUUUGUUUCAAGGUUGUUCAAGAGUACGAAAGAGCUGUAAUUUUUCGUUUAGGCCGUCUGCUUACUGGAGGUGCUAAGGGCCCAGGAAUAUUCUUUAUAUUACCAUGUAUUGAUUCUUACGCAAGAGUCGACCUGCGCACGAGGACGUAUGACGUACCACCUCAGGAGGUCCUAACCAAGGACUCCGUGACUGUGUCAGUGGACGCUGUUGUGUACUACCGUGUACACAACGCCACUAUUUCCAUCGCUAAUGUGGAGAACGCUCACCACUCCACCCGACUCUUGGCCCAAACUACUCUGCGCAAUACUAUGGGAACCCGCCCCUUGCACGAGAUUCUCAGCGAACGAGAAACCAUUUCUGGCAACAUGCAGCUGUCUUUGGAUGAAGCGACCGAGGCCUGGGGUAUCAAGGUGGAGCGAGUUGAAAUCAAGGACGUUCGCCUGCCCGUGCAACUGCAACGUGCCAUGGCUGCAGAGGCUGAGGCAGCUCGGGAGGCUCGUGCCAAAGUUAUUGCAGCUGAGGGUGAGCAGAAGGCAUCAAGGGCGCUACGCGAAGCCUCCGAGGUCAUUGGCGACAGUCCUGCUGCACUUCAACUGCGUUACUUGCAGACUCUGAAUACAAUCUCAGCUGAGAAGAAUUCAACAAUUGUAUUCCCGCUGCCAAUUGAUCUCCUCACAUACUUUAUAAAAGCCAAGGAAGAAUCUUAAACGACGACAUGGCCAAGAAAUGAUGAUGACACAUGAAUAAUGAAUUAAUUAUAUCAUAACUGAUUGCAGAUAAUUCUCUAUCAGAAUUACUUAAAACUAAUCGAAAAUAGAUGUAAUCACUUAUAUAAUAACACAAAAAAUUGUGUUGCAAAUCAUCAAAGGAUGACAAAAUAAAAUACAAAAAAAAAUCUAGUCAAAAUAUCUAUUUACUAUUAUGCACUUAAAGAUAUAUUUGUCGUUGAAAUAUGCUUAAAAAUAUAUUAAGAAGUUGAAUAUUACAAAGUUUAAAGUUGCAACGUUAAUAUAAGAAAAUCUAUAUUGUAGUGACUUUGUGCAAAUUAUAUUUGAGUAGAAAAUAUAUAUUUACAUAUCAACUAGUAAUCUAAAUGUUGUUAAACUUAGAAACAUAGGCGCUUGAUAUAUUGAUAAUAACAUUGAUAAUUAUUGUAUACUUUUUAAAAUUUUAUCCUUAUUACGUGUCGUUAUAGCAAGAUAGUGCACUAUGCGAGGUUUAAAUUACUAUUUAGAUACCUAUUUACAUGUUUUGAUGUUUAAUUGAUAACACGUAUGUACUGAAUGUUUAGCAUUUCUGUCUAUAUAACCGUAGCUCCAAAUUCGUCUACUUAUGUAAUGCGAUCUAAGAAGCUUAGUAGUAGAGAUGGUACUCAAUCUAAACAUACUAAUUGUCUAUUUAUUAUUCGAUAAAUUGUUAAGUAAUUAUUAUUGAUGACGUAAAAAUAAUAAAAAAAAAGUUAAUUUCGAAUAUUAGGUAUAUUCGCAGAUGUUUGUAAUAGAAAUAGAUUGUGGAUUUUAAUAUCAUAGACUAUUUAUUUAUUAUAAUUGUAAUAAGUAUCUAUUAUACAAUUAUAUGCAUUUUAAUAGUAGGUAGGUAUUCAUAAUUAUUAAGAAUAGUUGAAAUACAUUAUUUUAGUUGUUACAUCAGUGGUUUGAGCCCACCACUGCUUGUAAACACUAAGUU